AUGAAUGAUUCGGUUUCAACUCCAAUACAGACCCCAACAAAUGUCAAGAGUGAUAGUGAACUAAAUUCAGACAACAUAGCACCUACAAAAGAUGUUAUUCCACCACCACCAACAGCAACAACAACAACAACAACAACCACUAGCAUAGAGGACAAUAAACCACUGUCACCUCCAAUUCCAUCUCCAAAAGCUACAACAACUGAAGAAGAAAAAUCUGAUAAAGCUGAGAAUGAUGAUACAGCAAUCAAAAAGCAAAAGACUGAAGAACCAGAUUCACAACCUCCAAGCUCGGCCCCAGAGCAAGAUCAGCAGAAUGAUUCUGCAGAAGUUGAAGAUGGAAUUCCAAAGCAAGAGGCACAAAAACCUUUAUUAGUGGAUACUUCAAACAUGACCCCAGCUCCUAAACCACCAGCAGAACCAGAUAUGAACAACUUACCAGAAACUCCUAUGCCAAAACACCAAGCAGGUUAUGCCAGUCGUACUUUGAAAAAUAUAAAGAGAAUGAAAGAUGCUGCUCCAUUUUUGCAUCCUGUUGAUACCGUUAAGCUUCAAAUUCCAUUGUAUUAUAAUUUUAUCACAAGACCAAUGGAUCUUUCUACAAUAGAGAGAAAAUUGAAUGCUAAUGCUUAUGCUGAGUUGAAGGAUUAUGUUGAUGAUUUUAAUUUGAUGGUGGAUAACUGUACACGUUUCAAUGGUGCUGAAUCAGGUAUCGCUCAAAUGGCCAGAAAUAUACAAGCUAGUUUUGAAAAGCAUAUGCUGAAUGCCCCACCAAAAGAGCUACCUCCUUCUGCUACAGCUUCUAAGACUACCACAGGAGCCGGAAGAAGAAAACAAAGCUCAACUCCAGGUGAAUUGAAUGCUUCAGGUGUUCCAACUAUUAGAAGGGAUUCAACAGCUAAUGGUGGAAGACCAAAAAGAGAAAUUCAUCCACCAAAACCUAAAGAUAUGCCUUAUGAUAUUAGACCAAGAAAGAAGAAAUAUGUUCCUGAAUUAAGAUUUUGUCAACAGGUUUUAAAAGAAUUAGUUUCCAAAAAGUAUGAAUCUUUUAAUUAUCCAUUUUUGGAACCUGUUGAUCCUGUUGCAUUAAAUUGUCCAACUUAUUUUGACUACGUUAAAGAACCAAUGGAUUUGUCAACAGCGCAGAACAAAAUCAACAACAAUAUUUAUGAAAAUGCUGAUGAAUUUGAACGUGAUAUUCGUUUGAUUUUCCAAAAUUGUUACACAUUCAAUCCAGAAGGUACUGCAGUUAAUAUGAUGGGUCACAGAUUGGAAGCAAUUUUUGAUAAAAGAUGGGUCGAUAGACCGGUCACUCCACCUAGUCCAGCACAAGUUUCAGAGGAUGAAGAUGACUCAGAUGAUGAAGAAGAGGAAGAAAUUGAUGAAUCCAUGAUUACAAACCCUGCGAUUCAAUUCAUGGAGCAACAAUUGGAAAGAAUGCAUCAAGAAUUGGCUAAACUGAAGAGAGAAGAAUUGAAUAAAAUUAGAAAAGAAAGAUUACAAAAGAAGAAGAAAAACUCAAGAUCUAAGAAGAAGAGAAAAAGUAGUUCAGCUGAUAGUUCAAUUAUUGUCACUUAUGAUAUGAAGAAAGAAUUGAGUGAGAAGAUCUAUGAGUUGCCAGAAAAGAAACUGAACCAAGUUUUAAGUAUCAUUAGUCAAAGUCUGAAUCUGAACAAUCAAGCCGGUGAAGAAAUUGAGCUAGAUAUGGAUCAAUUGGAUAAUACAACUUUACUGAGAUUAUACAACUUCAUUGUUAAGAAAAGACCUUCAUCUUCGGCUUCUAAUGGAUCAACAAGUCGUCGUCCAACAAGUAAGAAAUCUAAAAAGGGUAGAAACUUGUCAGAAGCUGAACAAUCCAAACAAAUUGAAAGCCUCAAAAAGAAAAUCGAAUUGUUUGACCAAUCUAAUAAUGGCGGUGCUGCUAAUGAAUCAGAAGAAGAUUCAGACGAUGAUCUAAGCUCUGAAAGUUCCGAAGAGGAAUGA
Hansenula anomala is the source of this 1980-nucleotide messenger RNA. RefSeq names its product chromatin-binding protein BDF1 (gene BDF1). Bases 1 to 1980 code for a protein of 659 amino acids. Gene Ontology annotation, biological process: chromatin remodeling; regulation of DNA-templated transcription. NCBI's taxonomy places the organism in Eukaryota, Fungi, Ascomycota, Saccharomycetes, Phaffomycetales, Wickerhamomycetaceae. The transcript is spliced from 2 exons. The record is from RefSeq and is a predicted model, not a curated record. Gene Ontology annotation, cellular component: nucleus; chromatin.